Molecule: messenger RNA, 4041 nt
Organism: Danaus plexippus (monarch butterfly)
Lineage: Eukaryota; Metazoa; Arthropoda; Insecta; Lepidoptera; Nymphalidae
Gene: FER
Product: tyrosine-protein kinase Fer
Exons: 14
Coding region: 295-2871 (858 amino acids)
Biological process (GO): peptidyl-tyrosine phosphorylation
Molecular function (GO): ATP binding; non-membrane spanning protein tyrosine kinase activity
Source: RefSeq, a predicted model, not a curated record
GAUAGAUGGCAUUCGAGUCGUGCGCCGUUAACGUGUGGACGUCUCGCUCGCCCCGUCAUUCUCAUUUCAUCGGCCGCUUUUUUUUUUAGUUCGACUUUUAUUAUUACGGCGGCACGGUGCUAACAAUAAAAUUCGUUUAAUUUUAAAAAAUUACAUUCGAAAAUUUUUAUUUUUCGAUCAUUGAAUGACGUAGAAGGUGCAGUGAUAACGGGGAAAUGUGAAUAGUGUUUGUGUUUACGUUGUGAUGUGCGUGCUAGACUGUCGUGUUGUGUAGUGUUAAGUGUAGGCUUUAUAAUGGGGUACGCGUCGAACGGUGCGGGGCGGGCGGCGCACGAGGCCCUGCUGGCGCGCCAGGACGCUGAGCUGAGGCUCAUGGAGACCAUGAAGAGAAGCCUCCAGGCUAAGAUGAAAAGCGACAGAGAAUAUGCUCUGGCGCUAUCCGCUGCGGCUGCGCAAGGACAAAAGAUGGACAAAUGCGAAGAACUGAACGGUUCAGUGAUUGCUUCUGCCUGGCGCACCAUGACCGAGGAAUGGGAGAACACUAGCCGUCUGAUCAAGGCCAAUGCUGAAGCUCUCGAUUCCAGGGCGUUGGACCGUCUCAAUUCAUUGAUGACGGAGAGACGGAAGGCCCGCAAGGUCUAUCAUGAGGAUCAUUCAAAAAUAUCAUCUCAGUUUACACAACUCUCAGAGGAAGUACAAAGAAAACAAAGUGAAUAUCAAAAAUGUUUAGAGUCAUACAAACAAAUGAGGGCUAAAUUCGAAGAGAAUUAUCUCAAGUGUCCGACGAGCCGAGGGGGUCGUAAAUUGGACGAAACGCGUGACAAAUACGGAAAGGCGUGUCGCAGGUUGCAUAGAGCACACAACGAGUAUGUAUUACUGUUGGCCGAGGCCACGGAAUGCGAGCGAGCUCUGAGAACGGCGUCGCUACCAGCUCUGUUGGACCAACAGAGACGACAGGGAGAGGCCACGGCAUCUUCAUGGAAAGGGAUUUUGCUGGAGGUAGUUCAAAGAGCUGACUUCACUUCAGAAAAAUUCAGAGAGAUCCAGAACAAGGUGGAGUCAGUUGUCCAGAAUCUGAGGCCACAGGAGGAAUACAAGGAGUUCAUAGAAAAGUACAAAUCGCCACCACAGAUGCCGAUAACAUUCAAUUUCGAUGAAAGUCUGGUCGAGGAUACCAGCGGUAAGCUGCAACCCAACCAGCUGACUGUCGACAACCUCACAGUGGAAUGGCUUAAAGAAAAGCUCACAGAACUUGAGAAUAUACUACAGGAGAACAGAGACAAGCAGACCACACUACAAGGACCUGAGAUUAUUGGCAAUGGAGUCUGUAAAAAUAAUAAUACAGGGAUCAACGGAGUCAAUGGCGUGGAUAGAUAUUCGCCUCCGCCGACGGAGCCUAUGAAGCUUCUAGAACUGCGUGUUUCUGAACGGAAGUGCGCGAAGCAGGCCGAGAUGAUACGAGCGGCGUUGGCCGAGCUCGGCUGCGAGGAGGCCCCCAGCGGCUGUCCCGACCUGUCCGCGGAUACAGUCGGCGUCGACUGUCUCGAGCCUGAUGUACCGGACCGUUCGUCCCUCGGCUCGAAAGCGUCGAUGGAUACGUUAAAGUUGCAUCUCCACUCUAUAGUACCACCAAAGCCAUUCUUUCGUCUAUUCACGCGUCCCUUCAGACGCAAGUCCGCCCCCUCCAGCCCCGCGCUACCGCCAAAGACGUUCCGCAGUAGCAGCGAGGGCCCUUCAGACUCGGUGAGUGUGAGCGAGACGGAACGAUCCCUGGUGGACCAGGAGUGGUUCCACGGAGUACUGCCUAGGGAGGAAGUGGUCCGUCUGCUGAGAGCGGACGGAGAUUACUUAGUACGAGAAACCACGAGGAACCACGCGCGGCAACUAGUGUUGUCCGUCUGCUGGGGACAACACAAACACUUCAUAGUACAGACGACGCCAGAGGGUCACUAUCGUUUCGAGGGUGCUUCGUUUCCUUCAGUGGCUGAGCUGGUUGCCUGGCAGCGGGCGUCCGGUGUUCCCGUCACAGCUCGCUCUGGAGCCCUACUAAGACGCGCCGUGCCUAGAGAGACCUGGGAGCUCAACAACGAUCACGUGCAACUGCUAGAUAAGAUCGGACGGGGUAACUUUGGCGACGUGUACAAAGCUCGCCUCAAGACGACGGGCCAGGAGGUCGCCGUGAAGACGUGUCGGGUAGCUCUGCCAGAAGAACAGAAGCGGACCUUCCUACAGGAGGGUAGAAUACUAAAACAAUACCAACAUCCCAAUAUAGUGAGACUCAUCGGUAUAGCCGUCCAGAAACAACCCAUCAUGAUUGUCAUGGAACUCGUGUCAGGCGGAUCACUCUUGACGUUCCUUCGUACUCGGGCGUCCAACCUGAGCUUCAGGUCGCUCCUGGCCAUGUGUAGGGACGCGGCCGCUGGUAUGAGAUAUCUGGAGUCCAAAAACUGCAUUCACAGAGACUUGGCUGCGAGGAACUGCUUGGUGGGAGACGAUAAUAUAGUCAAGAUAUCAGACUUCGGCAUGUCCAGAGAGGAAGAAGAGUACAUCGUGUCCGGAGGCAUGAAACAAAUACCUAUCAAGUGGACUGCACCAGAGGCACUUAAUUUUGGUAAAUACACGUCUCUCUGUGACGUGUGGAGCUACGGCGUCCUCAUGUGGGAGAUCUUCUCGAAGGGCGACACGCCCUACGCUGGUAUGAGCAAUUCACGGGCGAGAGAGAAAAUUGAUAAUGGUUACCGCAUGCCGGCACCAGAGGGUUGUUCCGAGGAUGUCUACGCCCUGAUGCUGCGCUGUUGGGAAUACGAACCGGAGAAAAGACCGCAUUUCCAUCAGAUAUACACGCUCAUAGACAACAUUUACAACAGAUGAGGGGAACAAAAACGAUUCACACCAUUUGUUCAAAUAUAAUGAAGCGGACGGCUCUCAUUGGUCGAUAUUUUUUCAAUAAUUUUCUUAUUGGUCGAAAAUACUUUGCAUUUCAUUUGAAUGCAAUAAAAUCUUUAAUCAAAUAUAUAUAACGUCUGUGGUAUGUUUUGUUUUUUUAUAAUUUACUAAUAGGGAUGCAAGAUCUAUACUAUUCAAAUAUUUUAAUUCAACCUUAUCUUGAUAGCAGUACUAAAUAAUCGAUUUUUAGUUUGAAUAGAACUAAAAAUAUCGAUGUUCUUUAAGAGAAUAUAUUAUAUAAAUAAAGUUUAAGCUUAUAGGCUAUUUGUCACUUAAUGAUCGACUGUGUAUAUUGUGUAUGUAUGGUUUGUCUUCCAUUUAAUGUUGCAUGUAUUGUUAAGCUAUGAUUUAUAAUAAUUUUAAUCGAUUCUCUUUAAUUUUUUUUUCUUGUAUAUUAUCUUUAAAUUAAAAUUAUAGUAUCGAUAGAGCUAUAGAAGUAUGGUUUUGUAUUUUUGUAUCCGAUCUUAAAAAUGUCAAUCGUGAAAUUUUUAUGUAGAAAAAUCAAUGGAAAUUUUCAUUUAUAAAUUUGUAUUCGCGUAAUCUGUAAACGAAGUGUUGAUCUCUCGAAUAAAACUUUUCUAGGAUGUGAAAUGGCCUUAGUGAUAUAGAUAUAGCCAAGCAUUGGCGUAAUAAAUCAUUUUUGUGUCUGGGAGCUAUUUCAGUAUUUUUAUUAUUUUAGUUGGAGUAAAAUAUCAACGAAUUUUUUUUUAUUAUUAAUGUAUUAGACACAUUGGACUUUCUGAUGACUUCAUAAUAUAGUAUUCUUAGGAGUAUUUCUGUUUUGUAUUAUAUAAUUUUAAUAAAUAAAAAAAAUGCACAUGAAACGGUGAUAUACACGUUUCAAGUUAUUAUUAUGUUAAUGAUCGUAAGUACAGAUUAUAACUGUCAAGUUUUUUUAUAUGUAAAACAUUUUUAAAGUGAUAUACUCUGUGCUUCCAUUUAUUUCGUAUUUCGUCUUGCCUAGUUCGUAAUUAUCAAUACUUAAUGAAGUAAUUGUUGCCGAAAGUGAUAUGAUAUUCAGUUUCUCUUUUACAUUAUUGUAAAUAUUACUCACAUGUUAUAUCAUUAAAAGUGCCACAUAAAAAUUACUUUUCA